AUGGCUAUCAGCCAUGUUGAAAUUGUUCAGUCGUUCUCUCAUCGCUCUCCUUACCCUUUCAGCCGACUUGACAGGUCUCCGACUUCUCGUCGAACGCAUGAGACUCGUGCACGAUCUCCAUCACUCACCCCGCCGCGGGUUCGUGACACAUCAUCUCGUUUGCGUUCUGGCGUGAACGCGGAAUCAGGUCACGCAUCAUAUCGUCUUCGUCAGCCCGAAAUACAGUCUACUGUGCAUCCGGUGUCCGAGUCGUUUUUCGACAUGUCCACCUUUGUUAUGAGCCAUCCGAGUCCGCCAUCACUUCCCCUCACUGAACGUUUUGAUCGUCUGACAAACGCGGGUACAGCCGUCUACAACGGUCGCUCAUACAAACGACCAAAUGAUAGUCGACAUAUUCCCCACCUAAUCAUCACAAACAAUACCAAAUUACCACAAGCCACAUUGAUUCGCCAGGCCAAAGCGAUCUCAAUAGUGAUUGAGCGAAAAUUACCUAUGGGCAAGCGACGUAAUGAGGAUAGCGAACCGUUUGAUUCGAGACAGCCGUCGCUUAUCAUCAUUCCACGUCGACCGAACGAGGGUCUCCGACCAGUUUUCGAUCGUUCUGAGAUCAAGUUCUAUCUGAGCGUAAUCGAUGAGGCGGAAAUUUCGAAACGUUUGCUCAAUUGUGUUUCCACAACGGCUAGCUCAUCCAGGCAACCAGCUCCAGUGGUGGAUCGUCGCACUCGAGGUAAUCAAUACCAAGAUGAGGCUGUUGUUGUCCCUGGACGAUUUUACGGAAGUCGAGUAGAUGAACAAGGUCGUUCACGGUUUGUGCAUCCACUGGAUCCUUCAGAAACCCCUCGUAGCGGGGCGUACUUCCUGCAUGAUGAUCGUGAAGAACCGAACAACAACAACUCUGGCCGUCGUGAUUGGGCUGCACGAGCAAAAUAUCGUUCAGGAGGUUUCCGUCGAGAACCGGAUGCGCGUAAUCGAUCGCGUUCUCCACCACCUUAUUACUACCAAGAAUCUCCCCGGGUAUCCUCUCGUCCAUCAGUGGAUACAGACCGCUGGCAGCACGACAAAUUUGAAGAGCUAAUGCAUGAGGAUCGGGGCACACAUUCACGGCCCAGUAUGGAUGAGAAUGACGGGGUUCGUCAUCAGCCUACCGGAUCCGUGGGAGGCAAACCGUUACCUAAACCCGUUCCUGCUCCCAAACCUAUCCUGUGGUCCACCAUCGGAAAUGAUAUGACUAAUGGUCAAGCCAACACUAUCGGGUCUAACAAGCAUGAUUAUACUCCACAGAGUUCCAGUGGUCGUUCUCCGAUUCCACCGGAUCCCGAAGAUGAGACCGGAUUGAAGUCUACCCGGACGAACGACAACAAGGAUGUGCGUAUCGAUGCGGAGCCGGUUCUGGACGACACAAUGGAAGGGUGA
Molecule: messenger RNA, 1413 nt
Organism: Echinostoma caproni
Lineage: Eukaryota; Metazoa; Platyhelminthes; Trematoda; Plagiorchiida; Echinostomatidae
Source: the annotation of a GenBank genome assembly